This is a messenger RNA of Trichoderma virens Gv29-8, 180 nucleotides long. RefSeq lists its product as uncharacterized. The record is from RefSeq and is a predicted model, not a curated record. NCBI's taxonomy places the organism in Eukaryota, Fungi, Ascomycota, Sordariomycetes, Hypocreales, Hypocreaceae. The coding region runs from base 1 to 180 and encodes 59 amino acids. The transcript has a single exon.
AUGCGCUCAUACAUAUAUACAUACAAGGCUCGUUCCCUCAUCCAUUCUAAACCUAGAAACACCAAAAAUUAUGAAAAUAAAAACCCGUACGAUGCAUACAACGUUCUCGCUUCUUCUCCAAUCUUUCGCUUCGAAUUUUCGCUUCGUCUGGGCCAAUCGAGCCAAAUGACGAGAAAGUGA